This is a messenger RNA of Bombus pascuorum, 1283 nucleotides long. RefSeq names its product barH-like 2 homeobox protein. The transcript has 3 exons. Lineage: Eukaryota; Metazoa; Arthropoda; Insecta; Hymenoptera; Apidae. The coding region runs from base 380 to 1045 and encodes 221 amino acids. Gene Ontology annotation, molecular function: DNA-binding transcription factor activity, RNA polymerase II-specific; DNA binding. The record is from RefSeq and is a predicted model, not a curated record. Gene Ontology annotation, biological process: regulation of DNA-templated transcription.
UAGACAGUCCGUUCAAAAUAAACGGGCGGAUUAAUUGGAGCGGGGUAGCGCGGGGCUUGUUCGACGCAACCCCAAGCCUAACUCGCGUGGUAACUCUUCCUCCACCCCCACCUUGAUAUUCAGCAACGUGCGCCUGUCAUGGAGUAUAACGACGAUACCAGGCUCGGACAGGCACAUCCGGUCAUCCCCCGUGAUCCUCGACGACGCAGAACGACGCCGAGCGUCUACACGUUAGCAUGAAACUCGACUCGUCCGUAGCUGAGGUGUUCUCGCGCCGACAAACGAUUCCGGCUCAGCUGGUUCGCGCGAUUCUCUUCCUCUAAGCGGAAUCGUUGUUUUCCACGGUCGUUUCGUUCGGUUUUCUCGUCGAGGUGUAACGAUGCAGGAGCACAAGUCGUUUCUUAUAAGGGAUCUUCUGGGGGAUGUUCUGUCCGAACGGGUGCACGAUUCGGAGGACGAUUCUGCCGUACACUCGGAUUCCGAGGACACGAUCGACCCAGGAAGUAGCCCUUGCACUCGACUGGAGAGUCCUCCGCCGGCUCUGUCGCCAUCGCCGGCACCAGCGACUUCCGGCAAGUCUUGCGGCACGACGAGCGGUCCUCCAAGCGGCAGAAAACCCAGAAGAAGGCGAACGGCCUUCACCCACGCUCAACUCGCUUAUCUGGAACGAAAGUUUCGCUGUCAAAAGUAUCUGAGCGUGGCGGAUCGCAGCGACGUGGCCGACGCGCUGUCGCUGUCCGAGACGCAAGUGAAAACCUGGUACCAGAACAGAAGAACGAAAUGGAAGCGACAGAACCAACUGCGACUGGAACAACUUCGACAUCAAGCUACGGUGGAAAAGGAGCUGCUCGUGCGAGGAGUAGGACUCCAUCAUAGCAGCAUAGACGCUUAUUGUCCACCUUACAACGCUCAGACCCAAACGCAGGGUCAUCCGCCUCCACCGCCACCGCCGCCAGCACCGUCCACCGCUUCCACGGCUGCGUUUCUCUCCACGGCCGCAGCCCUCUUCCGAAACGUCACUUACGUUCACGGAUGUCCCCUUUAACCCGGCCGAACGCCGCGGUUUCAGGAUCGUUUCUGCCUUCUGGCCGCCGGCGUCGGCAGCCCUUCCCUCUUCGAAACGUCCGUUUCGGACGAUUCCGAACCACCGCUGGAACCACCAUCGCCGAUGGAUCCGAUCGGACCUCGAUGUGCCCGAACUCCCGAUCGUGAAUCGCGAUGGUUCGCCGCGGUCGCUGUUCUUUUCCGUCGAAUUCUUCGGCCUGCGUUUCGCUACGUCGCAC